Messenger RNA from Acanthopagrus latus (yellowfin seabream), 3083 nucleotides. RefSeq lists its product as uncharacterized. The transcript has 15 exons. The coding region runs from base 116 to 2788 and encodes 890 amino acids. The record is from RefSeq and is a predicted model, not a curated record. Gene Ontology annotation, cellular component: adherens junction. NCBI's taxonomy places the organism in Eukaryota, Metazoa, Chordata, Actinopteri, Spariformes, Sparidae. Gene Ontology annotation, biological process: homophilic cell-cell adhesion; heterophilic cell-cell adhesion.
GCCAGCAAGCUCGCAGACAGUACAGGGCACAGCCGGAAAAGACCGAAGGUUUUCCAGACUACGCUCCACCUCCGCCUACCCGGAGGGAAUAACCACUUCAGGUGCGGGUGAAACGAUGCUUGAGGUCCAACAAAACAUCACAGCGGUCCUGGGAGAGGACGCCUAUCUGAGCUGCCGAUACCUGGGCAGCGGUGAGGUCGAGAGCGCCCUGUGGAAACGCCAGCAUAACUCUAAAUUUAAAACACGACUGGCGGGGUAUCGAUUUGGCAAACCAUUUAGCCAUGUAGAAGGUUUUUCAGAGCCAGUCUCUGCCACCAACCUCACAGUUAAGAUGAACGUGUCCAGUGUGCAAGAUGAGGGAGAGUACGAAUGUGAGGUUGUAACAGAUGCCGCAGAUUAUACUGAGCUUGUAUUCCUCACUGUAGUAGCUCGGCCUGAUGUCCACGUCCUGGUGAGCUCAGAGAUCAUAAACGGCUCUCACUACCAGUCGGUGUCGUGCUCCGCUGUCUGCGGCAGGCCUCCGCCACAGAUCAGCUGGCUGGUCAACGACCUUCCUCCCCCAGAUCCCCCUUUUACUGUGAACGUGACUGAAACCGCUCACCCGAACGGCACCUCCACCCUGAGCAGCAACCUCCGCUUCCCCACCCACCUCCAGGACGAGGACAGCGUGACCUGUGUGGUCCAACACCCAACCUUCCCAAACCCCAAACACACCACAGUGAGGGUGGAAACCUACACGAGGCCAAAUGUGACCAUUAAAGCAGAGAUGAUACAAGACGGAGGAAGUGAGUUCUGGGUGGUCUCUUGCGUUUCAUCUGGGGGGAGACCCGAGACUGACAUCUCCUUGGCUUUGGACGCCGAUGAAGAGCUGCAGAGACUGAACAGCACAGACUCCGACACGCAAACAAGCUCAGUCCUCCUCCCCGUCGCAGCGUACGAGGGCCACAAUGUCACCUGUGUGUUUCACCACCCCAAAUUUACACGCAAAGUCUCCCGAGUCAUCACACUGCCGUCUUUUUAUAUCUCAGGAGUUCAGCUGCUGAAUUCAGAGCUGGGAAGCGACAGCGAUGACGUCCAAGAGCCCGAAUCUGUAGAGCUGCUGGAAGGACAGAGCGACACCUCCAUCAGCCUGCAGGUCACCGGGAAUGUGCCACGUGUCAAUGUCACGUGCAAAAGAGAUGAUGGGCCCUUGCCUGAGGGUGUGGAGCUGGUAGACAGCAGCCUCAGGGUUCAGGGUGCUGUGGGGAAUCAUCACGCCGGGCUGUACGAGUGUUUCUUCUCCUAUCACCAUCUUCAAGCGGCGCUGAAGUUUAACAUCACCGUUAAACCUCGUGUUGUACAGCCUGUUCCUCCGACCAUAGAAGUUGAUUUGCAGACCGAGGAUGGACGCAGGGUGAUUGAGUGCUCAGCCGCCGAUGCUGUUCCUGCAGCCAACAUCUCCUGGCUUCUACCGGAGGGUGUGUCUGGAGUCUCUUGGUUCAAUUUCACUUCUUAUAAUGGAAGCCACUCUGUCAGGGGAGUUUUACUCCUCCCUGCCUGCUCGCCUUGGGAGCUCACUGCAGAGUGUGUGAUAAAUCAUCCUGCGUUUGAGGAGCCGCAGAACAGAAGUAUAACACUCCCUCCUUGCGCUCGCCCAAACAUCACCAUCAGCUCCCACACUGAGUGGAGAGACGGUCAUGAGUUCACAAAUGUGGACUGCUCUGUGGACAGCGUCGCCCCUGCAGCAACCAUAACCUGGCAUGUUGGAGACGGUGACAGCAGCAUCACCGGGCUGUCAGAGACUGAAGUUCAGGCUGGUGGUUUGGCAUCAGCCCAUAGCUCCGUGCACUUCCAGUCUUCUUUGUAUUCUGGUCAGAAUUUGACCUGCACGGUGGAGCAUCCGAGCCUGGAGGCGCCGGAAAAAAGAACAGCGCGCAUUCUUGCUCACAGAGCCCAUCUGCUGAGCGUGUCUUUGCAGAGACAGCGUGAUUCUUCCCUCUGGCUGGCAGUGUGCGACUGCAGAGGGGAGGGUGUCGGGACCAACCUCACCUGGGUUCUUCCCGAAAACGCACAAAGCCAAACAUCCCUGCAGUCAGAGUAUGAAGGCCAAAUCCAGAAAGCCAGGCUGACUUAUCAGUUUAGUCUGGCCCAUCACGAGGGGCAGAACCUGACCUGUGUGUAUCAUUACGAGCACGGCAGCACAGAGGAAACGGUUCACGUCCCCAAAUACUACAUCUCUUCUGUGAAAGUCCUCAACCACACCACUCCUCUGCAAAGCCGCUACGGUGGUGAGGCCGCCACACGCAGACUGUCUCUCCAGGAAAAUCAUCACCAACAGAGAGUGCUGCUCCGAGUCAAGGGCAACGUGCCAGAGUACAACCUUAACUGUCGAAGGAGCGAUGGCUCGUCCGUUCAAAUGGACAGAGACGCAAUGGUCUUCCGGUCGGAUCUCACAGAGCAGGAUGAAGGCCUGUACACCUGCCGGGCGUCCUUCUAUCACCACACGGCCUGGGUCAACAUUCAUGUGGAGGUCAUGAGCGAGGACAGAGUGUUUGCACUGGUGACUAUCAUCUGCAUCUCUUCGGCCUCAGCUAUCACCAUCAUCGCCGCCGUCGCUCUCUGGGUGUACUGCAAAGCAAGUGGCAGAAAACAAUAUAAGGAGCAGGAGGCUCUCUCAGCUUUGACAACUCUGAUGCAAGAUCCCGGCUCUCCGGAGGUGAAGAAGCCACCGGCGACAGGAGAAGGCAGUAAGGAGUACGCUCACCUGGUCAGCUACUCCAUCGUCAUCGACGUCAAGAGUACAGUGUGAAGACGGAGAUAAAAGGUGCUUGCAGGGCAUUGGAGGUCACAUUCAGCUUUAAAAUUGCGCAUAAAAUGUGAAAGCUUACUCAAACUGCAGCGCUGUAUUUUUUUUUUACAUGAGGUCAGCAUUAGAUGUGAGAAGUAAGUUCAUGUACUGUAGUAUCGGUUCUUUGUACUAUGUUUGCUCUGGAUUUGCAUUAAUGUUUUUAAAUACUUUUGCACUUUUUCAUCUUACUUGAAUUUUGUACUGUGAACAAUGUAUUUUCUGGUAUUUCUCAAUAAAAUCAAUUGAUUUCAUUCUU